GGCAUUUAGCUAGUGGAGAGGAACAAUCUCCUCUGACUGUCGCUCCUGCUCUCUGCUUUACUUAAACAAACAGUUGCAAACGAUAGAGCGACAGAGACAGGGACAAAAGCAGGUGACAGGGCAUCUCUCAACUACACCAUGUCAUCUCAGAACCCUGAAGAGCUAAGGAGAACUACAGAACAUGAUGUCAAGAAACCAGUUCCACGUUUGAAGCCACUCUUAAAACCUAAGCCAGCCAUUCCUCCACGACCAAAAGGAUCCCUCUACUCAUCAGUAAGUCAUGAUUCUUCCAUUCAAGAUGCCCCACCAGACUAUUGUCUUUCUUCACCUCCUCCUGAGAUACCCUCAGCUCUGAAGAUUUCUCAGCUUACAGGACCACAACCAUAUGGGACCAGACGCACAUCUUUGAAGAGAUUUGUGUCAUCUGGAGGAGGUGAAACGGAUUAUGGAAACCUGUUAUCACCCAUAUCACCCUCAGAAAGUUCAAUAAUAGACUUUCCUCACAAAGUCGCCACACAUCAUCAUGUGUCGGCUCUUCCAAGACCGUUCCAAAGUGGAGGAAUUCGAAAAGGAUUAGGUCCUCUCUUGCUAACCUCAAGAGGAUGGGGAGAACAACGAUGGCAGCAAGCAAAAGACUGCAUGGAGAGCGACACAGAUUCCAAGAGUUACAGCUUAAGCACAGAAAAUAAGGAAAAAGCAGCAGAGAAAAGUGAGAUAAUCUUAUUAGAAGAGAAACCAGUUUUUGUCCCCAAGGAAGCAACAAGUUCUAUAUCAUCAGCACUAAUAACAGGAGUUUCUACAAAUAAAUCAGAUGAAAUACCAAACAAUAAAAUUAACACCAGUAGCGAGAAAGUUCCAGACGUUCUUUCAGAAGGUGUGACUCCUGCUGUAUUUCUUAAGACACAAGAACAUGAUGGACAUUCAUACUUUAAAAAAGAUGAAGGUUUGAAAAGACUAGAUCAUGAGCAUAUUCUACUUCCAGAGAAUGAUGCUGUAUCACAAAAGUGUAAUGACUUUCAUAGAUCAAAAGAUCAAUCCAAAACAUCUGAAGGUCGUCAACUAGAUAGAUUUACCUCCCCGGAACUGGAAGAUGUUAAGUCUGGUAACAUUACUCUUCCAUACCAAUAUGAUUAUCAAGAAGUCACAAUUUUGCCCUUUAAGCCCAAAUGUCCAGAAGAACCCUGCACUAAAGCCUUAGAUUAUGAAGAUAAUGAAGAGAUGAAAACUAAGUCACACUCUGAUAGCAUUACUCUUCCAUACCAAUAUGAUUAUCAAGAAGUCACAAUUGUGCCUUUUAACCCCAAAUGUCCUGAAGAGCCCUGCACUAAAGCCUUAGAUUAUGAAGAUAACGAAGAGAUGAAAACUAAGUCACAGUCUGAUAGCAUUACUCUUCAAGACCAAUAUGAUUAUCAAGAAGUCACAAUUGUGCCUUUUAACCCCAAAUGUCCUGAAGAGCCUUGCACUAAAGCCUUAGAUUAUGAAAAUAAUGAAGAGAUGAAAACAAAUUCACAAUCUGAUAACAUUACUCUUCUAGACCAAUAUGAUUAUCAAGAAGUUACAAUUGUGCCUUUUAAUCCCAAAUGUCCUGAAGAGCCCUGCAUUAAAGAUAAUGAAGAGAUGAAAACUCAGUCAUUUGUUUUAAAAGAUUAUAGUGAUACUAGGCAAAUCACAAAUGAGAAGCCCAAUAUUUCUUCUAAGAAUGAAGAACUCAUAACUGAUCUUGAUAACUAUACUAAAUAUUCCUACCACGCUCAGUCUUCUGAUACAAUAAACAGUGGGAUUGUACCAGAGCAUCCCAUAGUUCCUAGUGAAGAAAGCAUAAUACCCAAUGUGAUUUCUGAUCAGUUUCUAAAGAACAGUGGCAAGACUCCUAUUCCACUCCCACGGGGAAGAAAAAUGGUUACAAAGGACACAGAUGUGGUCCCGAUUCAACAUUCAGAGGACAAAAGUCACAUCCCAGAAGAUUCCUUUAGAAGCUAUGGAGAUAGAAAUGUGAUUGAUUGGGAAUAUAAAGAGGAAUAUGUAACAGGUCCUGAGAAACAGUCUCAGCAUAGCGGUGAGACUCCAAUAAAUACUCAUGAUGUCCAUAAUUCGACUCCAAAUGCUGUGAAUUUGGAAAACAUUAGCAAAGUGGAUGAUGAUGAUGAUUACCUGACACAUCGGCAAAUAAAAUCAGACCCUAUUUAUUCUGAGACCCUUGAACAUUGUUUGGAAAAACAAAAAGGCAAACAACAAAUGUCAAUUACCACAGAUGAGGUUACAAAGAAAGAGCAAAUAAGUCAAAGAACUACAGAUCAAGAACAGAAAGCGGGGAAUACAGAUCAGGCUACUACAUAUUUGCAUAGUUUUGUUAAUCCGGAAGCUACUCUAGAACAUAGCAUCAGUGCUGAUGAAAAAGUGCCUGAGAACUUGGACAAUACUGAACAGCUAAUUUACUUCCUAGAGGAUAACAAAGAUACUCAGAUGCCCUCUGCAGUAUAUCUUUCAAUGAAGGAUGAACACUCAGACACCAAGGAGACACAGCAAUUGGAAUUCCAUCCCACAAUAGAAGAACACAAUUUGAGAGAAAAAAACAAGUUAUAUAAUGUCCAAGGUACCCAAAUUUCCUCUAUUCAAGAUUCUGGAAGCAUUUUAACCACUAAGCCAGACAGCUCAAAGGAUGAUGCAUACUGGGAAUCAGCAACAGAUGCCAAUCCCAUGAACAAAGUAAGUGAACAUUAUCCUGAAAGACAUGUUGGGAAUCAGACAGACAGACAGCAUGGAGACUACACAGAAAGACAAUCAGCAGACUACACAGACAAAUGGACCAGAGAUUACAAAGAGAAACAGUCUGAGGUUUACACAAAAAGACAUUCAGAAGAUUUCAUAGAGCAACAACCUGAAUAUCAAAAAGAGAAAGAGCAAGAAGAUCAAACACAGGUAGAGUUAGACAUUUCAAGAGUGGAAGAACAUGGAUAUUAUACAGGAAGUCAGUAUGAAUGCAAAGACACACGGCCUUGUGAUUCUUUAAAAGAACAGAGUUUGAGUGGCAUAGAGAUACAGUAUUCUGGUGUAAAAGAAAAACAACCUGUAGAUGAGGAAGAGAGAGAACACAGGAGAGUUGAAGACAAACUACCUGUUAAUGACUUAGAUAGACUGUAUGAUGGUUAUUUAGAUAAGCAACAUGAAUUUUACACAGAAAGAAUGAGAGAAGAUACAAUUGAGAAACUCUAUAACAUUUUCAACAAAGCCUCAGCAGAGAGACAGCCGUACAGUCACACUGAGAGACAGACUGCUGAUUACACAGAGGAAGCAGAGUGUGAACCUGAAAAUGAUGCUGAGAAGAUCCCUCGUGAUCAUGCAGAGAGUCAGCUAGUCGAAUACUUGAUAAGACAGGCUAUUCAAGCAGAGGGGCAACAUAAAAUAAAUACAGAGAGACCGCCCAUAGCUAAUGAAAAAAACCAGUAUGAACAAUAUACUCAGAACCAACAGGAUGGUUUUACUGAGAGACAACUUCAUACAGAAAAAGAGUAUGAAGAAUACAGGAAGGAACAACAUGAGGUUUACGAAAGGAGACAGCCUGAAAACAAUGAUAUUAGGCAGUCCGAUGAUCAAGCUGAAAAACAACAUUUAGUUUACCCGGAUGGGCACACUGACAAUUCUACUAUAAGGCUGUCUAAUCAAGCAGAGAAACAGCACGAUGUUCACCUAGAGAAAAGUUAUUUGGCUCAUGAAGAGAAACUUUAUGAAGACAGUGAGUCUCAACCUGUUGAUGUGACCUAUAAAACGUAUGAACAUUACAUAGACAGGCAACAUAUGGAUCAUGGAGAAAGGCAGUUUGCUGAUCAAAAAGAGGCAAAUGAAGAAGAUUUGAAAAAACAACUCAUUGAGCAUGAAAAUACACAUUAUGAAGAGUACAGAAAGGAAUGUGAGAAAGCUUACAACACACCACAGCCUACCAAUCACUCACAAGAAGAAUGUGAAGAUUACACAAACAGACAAUCUCCCGAUCACUCGUCUAGAGAGGUGGGCAAUCACAUGAAGGAGCAGCAAGAAUUUUACACAGAUAAUAAAAUGGUUGAUCAAUCUGAAAAAGAAUGUGAACAUGACACAGGACCACAAUAUGAAGUUUACCAAGAGAAAAUGUAUGAUGGUCAUGUUAAAAGCCCAAGCUCAGAUGCAUACAGACAAACAGCAACUGAUGGAGAGAGGCAGACUGGGAGUUAUUAUGAGGUUGAUGAAACAGAAGAGGAUACACAAGUACAGAUAUGUCCGACCUCACAUUUAAGACUAGAUGGGACCACCACUGGCCUACACCCUUCAGAGGAUACACAGGACAAUUUGUCUGAAAAUGAUUCUGGACCCUGUAAAACGUUGUCUGUUCAUCGGGAUGAGACUGAUACUAAUGAUAUUCAGUCAGAGAAACUUCAAACAAAUGUCACAAUAUCAGAGCUACCACAACACAGAGACAUUCAAACAGAAGAAAAAGAAACUGACCAAUCAGAGAAGGAAGCACAAAGAGUUGCUGAAUCAGAUGAGCCGGAACAUGAAGCUCAUUUAAAAGAGGCAGAGGAUGAAACCAUCCAAUCAGAGGAAUUGAUUAAACAAAAUGAUUUUUCCUUCCUAGAGGGUACUGAAGUUUUAGACACCUCUUCCUUGAGAGGUAGAGCGUCACUUGGCAGAAAAAGAUGUCACAGAACUCCGCCACAACAAAUAUGCACCUCUCAAGGAGAGACAGAUCCUGGAUAUUGGAUGUUCAGAGAUUCUACAGAACCUCAUCCAGAGAGAGUAUCUGAUAUGGAGGCAGAACAAGCGGGGACCUCUCCUGCUCCAAUUUCUGAUAGCUCCCCCUCCCCUGAAAUCUCUUCACCUGGAAAGUCUCACUCAAAGAAAAGUGGAAUAUUUGCGUCAAUCACACCAAGUCUUCUAAAGGGUCGUCGUCUCAAAUCACGCAAUAAAAGCUCAGUAGAGGGUACAGCAAAAGAAGAGUCAGAGGAGUCAAAACUGUCCCCAAAAUCUCCAGAUAAAGACAAACAGGAUGGGCACUCCCUGAACUGGCUAAAUGCUUUGAAAAGAAAAAAGAAAAACACACCAAAGUGAUACCUUUUAGAUCUGAUGCCUUAAUAAAAGUUUAUUAAUGUUAUUUUUUAAAUUGUAUUUAUCUUUGUCUUAUAAUCUGUUUUUCUUGUUGUUUCCUUCACUCUUCCAUCCUAUUUCUAUAUUUUAUACUACUUUCUUAAUGGCCUUGGUUCAUUAAAGCUUUCUGGUCAGCGAGACCUAACAGAAAGAUAUAGGCAUAUGAUGUUCAGAAGCUCCCUAAGGGAUAUUCUUUAUGAUGUUCAAUGCAUUAUUUUCAGUUUUACUUAUCUUAAACUAUAUUUUAUGUAUUUAGGAAUACAAUUUAAACAACCUACAAUUUUAUUUAAAGGGAUACUAAACCCACAUUUUUUCUUUAAGGAUUCAGAUAGAGCCUGUAAUUCUAAGCAACAUUCUAAUUUACUCCUAUUAUCAAUUGUUCUUCAUUUUCUUGCUAUCUUUAUUCAAAAAGCAGGAAUGUAAAGCAAAGGAGCCGUUCCACUUUAGGCCUUGCAGUGUUGACAUCAUUGGCUGGAAAAGGUCUUUCAGGGGGUUUCUUUAAACAAACCCCUGAAACAGGAGUUAAGAAGCAGCAUUCUUAAGACCGCUGCUCCUUAACUCGUUUACCACCUCUGAGGCUGCAGACAGCAAUUCCGCCUGAUCGCAUAUGUUCUGGUUGAUUGACGCCCCCUGCUAGCAACCGAUUGGCCGCGAAUGUGCAGGGGGCGGCAUUGCACAAGCAUUUCUAGUGAAAUGCUUGUGAAAUGAUAAAUGCCGACAGUGUAUGCUACAGCGGAUCAUGUCCGCCCGCACAUUGAUAAUUCUGCCCCAUUGUCUCACUUCUAUACUUGUGAGGUAUUCUCAAAACAUGAAACAAAAUUUCUAAACUGAGAGAGAAAAAAUAACAUAUAUACAACUAGAAGUAAAUACAAAUUGAAUUUUCACUAAAGGCAUAGCAUUUUGAUUUAUAUUCUCUUCAAAUGAAGAUUUUUUAAAUAUAUAUAUAUUAUUUUUUUUUGCAGAAAAAAUAACAUAUAUACAACUAGAAGUAAAUACAAAUUGAAUUUUCACUAAAGGCAUAGCAUUUUGAUUUAUAUUCUCUUCAAAUGAAGAUUUUUUAAAUAUAUAUAUAUUAUUUUUUUUUUGCAGCGUUAUAAUUUAACAUUGGAUGCUGCUUUCCAGAAAUGCCAUUACAUUGAGUAAUACCUCACAAAGGCCACAAUUCUAAUUUAUUACAAAUUUCCUUGUGAUAACAUUGUACAUAUGCUUGAGUGAUUUUUGGCUUAAUUUUCUAAGCUGUUUAAAACCAUUUGAAGAUAUGCUGUUUAAACCAAUAAAACUGCAUGAGUUAUGUAUACAGUAUUUCAGGAAAAUCUUAUUAAGCAAAACAAAAAAAGGAAGAAAUAGAUUUUUCACAGGCUAUUUAAUACGUUUUUUUUGUAGGGAAUAUAGCAGAUCACAACGGAAAUAGACAAUAAAUACCUCUUGAUUUUAUGUAGAAAUGUGCUUAUGCCACGCUUCUUAGAGACGCCAAAAAGCAUAUUCUGUAACCUGCAAAUGCUGCAACUCAAAUAGCUGGUAAAGGUAACUGGCAUCAUUUUAAGAACCUAGAUUAAAUUUUUUGAUUUUUGGCCUCUCUAGGGAAAAGCACAAAAAUAAAAUACAUACAGGGCUAGAUUACAAAUUGAGCGCUGAAUUAUCGCGCAUGCGCUAAUGGGAAAAGUUGCGGUCGCGCUAUAAUUAAUCAGUCAUUACAAGUGGCUGGUUAUUGUUACCGCGAACUUGCGGUAGCAAUUAGCGCUUAUAAAAUUAACCAAAGAUCAGAUAUCUGGUUAAUUUUAUAAAUGUGCCCCAAAAAUACAAAACAAAUGGCACUAAAAAGUUCCUUUACAUUGCGGUCUAUGGGAACUGUGUGCUCCCUGUAAAUAUAUAUGUAUAUGCUAAUAUACAUAUAUAUUUAUGUGUUAAUAUGUGAAUAUACACUGACUUCAGCUGAUUUUCUUCAUUACAAAUUCAUCUUGAACUCCUACUACUCUGCCCUUAAUCUCCACAAGCAACACUACUUCUCUACUCUUAUCUCUAAUCUUUCUUCAAACCCAAAACGUCUGUUCUCCACUUUCAAUACUCUCCUCCGCCCUCCCCCACUUCCUAAUACAACUUCUCUGUCAGCUCAAGACUUUGCCAGUCACUUCAUUAACAAAAUUGAUUCCAUCAGACAUGAAAUCAGCUCUCAACACAAUUCCAUUCUCCCCCCCCCUCAAAUACUCUCACUCAACCACACCCCUCAUAACCUGAAACUUAGUUCAUUCUCCCCUGUUACUGAGGACGAAGUUUCAGCACUUAUACUGCGCUCUCGCCUCACUACCUGCCCCCUUGACCCUAUCCCCUCACAGCUGCUCCCCUCUCUCUCUGCUAUCCUUACCCCUAUGCUAACACACAUUUUCAACCUCUCCCUCAGCACUGGUACAUUUCCCUCAUCAAUGAAACAUGCACUGGUCACACCUAUCCUCAAAAAACCUUCCCUUGAUCCUACCUCCCCAUCCAACUACCGCCCAAUUUCCCUCCUCCCUCUUGCUUCAAAGCUUCUUGAAAAACUAGUAUAUGCACGCCUAUCCCAUUUCCUUACGUUAAACUCUCUUCUUGACCCGCUGCAAUCUGGAUUUCGUCUCUAUCACUCCACAGAGACAGCUAUUGUUAAGGUCACCAACGACCUAUUUACAGCUAAAUCAAAAGGCCACUUCUCUCUGCUUAUCCUCCUUGAUCUGUCCGCAGCCUUUGACACUGUCGACCACCCUCUUUUGCUUCAAACCCUCCAAUCCUUCGGCAUCUGUGACACAGCCCUUUCGUGGCUCUCUUCCUACCUGUCAAACCGUACCUUCAGUGUAGCCUUCUCUGGAGCCUCCUCUGCCCCGUCACCACUUUCUGUUGGAGUACCGCAAGGCUCUGUCCUCGGUCCCCUUCUCUUCUCAAUCUAUACGUCAUCACUAGGUUCCCUUAUUAAGUCCCAUGGUUUCCAAUAUCAUUUGUAUGCCGAUGACACCCAAAUCUACUUCUCUGCACCAGAACUAUCUCCUUCCUUGCUAACCCGUGUCACUAACUGUCUUUCUCACAUCUCUUCCUGGAUGUCCUCUCACUACCUCAAGCUAAAUCUCUCCAAAACUGAGCUCCUCAUUUUCCCCCCUUCUUCCAAAAUCUCCACCCCCAAUAUCUCUAUAACUGUCGACAACUCCAUCAUUACCCCUACCCUGCAUGCCCGAUGUCUCGGGGUCACAUUUGACUCAGAUCUUUCCUUCACUCCUCACAUUCAGUCCUUGGCUACAGCCUGCCGCUUCCACCUUAAAAACAUCUCUAAAAUUAGACACUUGCUUACACAAGACACAACUAAGAUUUUAAUCCACUCUCUCAUUCUUUCCUGCCUUGAUUACUGCAACUCUGUCCUCUCUGGUCUCCCCACCUGCCGCCUAGCUCCUUUACAAUCCAUAAUGAAUGCCUCUGCCAGACUCAUCUUCCUUACACGUCGCUCUUCAUCUGCUGCGCCUCUCUGCCAAUCCCUUCACUGGCUUCCUCUUGCCUCUAGGAUCAAACACAAAACUCUCACUCUUACAUACAAAGCCCUCAACUGCACUGCUCCCCCCUACAUCUCAGACCUUGUCUCCAGAUACUCUCCCUCCUGUCCCCUUCGCUCUGCUCAUGACCUCCUACUCUCCUCCUCUCUUGUCACCUCAUCACACUCCCGUUUACAGGACUUCUCCAGACUGGCUCCCAUCUUGUGGAACUCUCUGCCUCGCUCCACAAGACUCUCUUCUAGUUUUAAAAGCUUCAAGUGCUCCCUAAAGACUCUACUGUUCAGGGACGCAUACAACCUACGCUGACCUUUCCUAUUACCAGUUCCUCUCCUCCACUGCAAUCCCCUGAACCCUCUUAGCAUGUAAGCCUAAGAGUCCAGCUGUUUGUAGAUCACCUUCUUAAGAGCUGACUACAACAGUGCAACUCUUGGCAGGGCCCUCAACCCUAUAAUUGUUUUCUUGUACUCCCCUUUGUUUAUAGCGCUGCGGAAUCUGUUGGCGCUCUACAAAUAACCGAUAAUAAUAAUAAUAAAUAUAUACAGUAUGUAUAUAAUCAGAUACAUAUAUAUUUAAACUUGCUGCCAUCACUGCAGAACAAAAAAUACCAGCACACAUUAGCAUGCACUGGUAUUACACCGUGGAGCACAAAUAUCGCUUUCAUGAAAGCGAUAAUUAGUGAUUCGCUUGUAAUCUGGACCUUAAUUCCCCUUUAAUAAAAGAGCUAAGACUGCAACCAGAUCUUUUUUAAUGAAUCAAGGCUACAUUUCUCUUGUUUGCUCUGUCUUUCUAAUUUUUAUUUUGUUCUUUUCAGAUUGUUACAUUCUUUCUUUUCCUCACAUUUGUCAUCUUGCAAUGCCAGCAUUUUGUACUUUAUAUCUGACUCUGUGUCUUUGCCAAAAUCUGAUUCUUUUUUUUUAAUGUAUUUUAAACAACUGUAAUUUGUUUAAUUUGUGUAAUUACGCAUUUGUAAUUGAUAAUAAGUAAAUGAUACAGAACAUGCCAAAAAGCUAUAAAUUAAAUAGUAUCCAUUUUCAGAACUCUUUUUGUUUCUUAUAAAUAUAUCAGGGUUUUACACCUAUGACUUACUGUGGUUUUUUAACUGUAGUACAACUACAUUUUAUUAUCAGGAUUAUUAUUUUAAAGAUCAAACAUUUCUGGGUUUUUUUUAAUCUUUAUAUUCAUGGUCCUUUAUCCAGACAAGAUUUGUUGACAGAGCUGUUUCUGCACGGACUUUUAAUUAUUACUCCCACAUUUGUCCUAAGAGCCCAAAAUGGAGUGAAAACAAGGUCAUACUAUACUAUAACAAAUAAGAAACAAAAUAAUAAACACUAUUAGAUUUUGUAAUGAAAAAGUGCUUUCUGUUGUGAUCUUGUUUAAUAAUACACUUAAUUUUAUAAAGUUCUUUUAAUGUGAUAGUGAAAUAAAGUAUUAACAGUCUAUACAUUACCAUAUACAUAUACCAUUAUAUAUAUAUAUAUAUAUAUAUAUAUGUGUAUAUUAAGUACAAUUCCCUUCUCUCAAUAGUACUUAUGUUUCCCCGUAUUAAAGGCUUUAGACCAGACAUCCUCAGACUUGGCCCUCCAGAGGUUUUGGAACUCCAUUUCCCAUGAUGCUCAGCCAGCAUAUGAGCUGGCUGAGCAUCAUGGGAAAUAUAGUUCAAAAACCUCUGGAGGGCCAAGUUUGAGGCUGUCUGCUUUAGACAUUUAGAGCUGUACACUUGUGCUCCUUCAGUAAUGGAUAUGACCAGUUAACCAAUCAAGGCCAGCAUACACGUCUAUGCUCCAAUCACUAGCCAUAUCAUCAUUGUGGAAGGCACAGAAACACACUGGGUUCACAUUUUUGAAUAUAUGUUAAACACCCAAACAGGGGUUAAAGCAAUAGUGACAGAGAAGGGAAGUGGUUAUAAAAGAAAAUGAUCUAACAAAAUAGUAUUUUGUUUUUACACUAGAAUAUCGCUUUAAAGGGAUAUACUACUCAAAGUUUUUCUACCAAGUAUAUGAAAACGCAGCAGUUAAAAAUAAUUUUUGCAUAAAAAACCUGUAAGUUAAACCUGUUUACAUAGAAUGUAAAAUUAACAGGAAGUGCAAAAUUGUGUACAAACUGAGUCACAUGACUCUAAUGCUCAUUGGCUGACUGGAACAAAUCAAAAAGAUUUUAAAAGGUUUUAUUUAGCAUAAGAACAUUUUUUUUUUUUACAUUUUGAAAUACAAAUAUAUUCUAAAUAAUUAUCUUUUAGAUAAAGAAAGUAACAUCCUUUUUAAUGUAUCCACAUGAACUUCAAAGGACAGUGCAGGGACAAGUGUGCUACCUACAGCAUUACCAUUCAUAAAAAAGCAUACAUAGGGUUGUUACGUGAUAUUGCCUUCAUCCUGUGAAUGUAGAUAAUUUCAGUAUGUGUAUUAUUUUAGUAAUACGCUAAGAAGUGUCUCCUUUUUUUUUUUGUGGCUGAGAAGAAAAACAUGCCUCGGUUUUGAUUGCACUGACAUCAUAACUGAGAUAUUGUUCCCCUAAUAAAUGUCUUCUCAUUAUUUUGGCCCAGAUUACAAGUGGAGAGCUAUUGAUAGUUCAGGGUGUGCGCUAUCAAUAUUGCAGGCCUGCGCUCAGAAUAUUGCACAGUUUAGUAUUACAAGGUAAAAAGGUUUUACCAGAGAAUGUUUAGCAUAGAAUCUCUUUAGCAUGCCCUAUAUUUUCUAAACAUAACUCAUAUUACAAGAUGUGAGUUACAACAGCGCUAAAAAAAAUUUAACACAACUUGAGAGCUGAAGUAAAGUGUUAGGGCUUGAAUAAAAGUAUAACAAAACACUUGCAAAACGUAGUAAGACAAAGUAUUACACACAGACAUAUGCAUACAUAUAUAUAUGUUAAACCCCUUGUCAUAUACCCUACCCCUUUAGCCCCUUAACUGCUGAGCCAUUUCCACCCCUGUGCUGAGCUGUUUUGGAGUCGUUAGAUGCUUCUCAUAUUUAAGCCCUACUGUAAGCCAUUUGUCAGUGAGAAACCCACUCAUAUUAAAUAUUGUUGUUUUCAGCAGACCCAGCAGAUUCAAUUUAUGUUAUUAUUUUAUUUAUAUAACAUGGUAUGUAAGAACCCAACAACAAAAUGUGUGAAAAAAAUGUAUAUUUUCAUUAAAAUUUUAAUAAAGGUUUUACACAAUU
Molecule: messenger RNA, 11776 nt
Organism: Bombina bombina (fire-bellied toad)
Lineage: Eukaryota; Metazoa; Chordata; Amphibia; Anura; Bombinatoridae
Gene: CNOT12
Product: tankyrase 1 binding protein 1
Exons: 10
Coding region: 139-5079 (1646 amino acids)
Biological process (GO): double-strand break repair; cellular response to ionizing radiation
Cellular component (GO): heterochromatin; nucleus
Source: RefSeq, a predicted model, not a curated record